AUGCAUGGAGGAAAAACAUGCACAGAAAUUGAAAAACCUGUCCAGAAACUUAAAACUGAAGAUGAUGAAAUGAAAAACAAACAUAAGGAAACUCUGAAAAAACAUUUAUUAGAUAUGAGUAUUUGCAUCUCUAACAUAAAUCAUUAUGUUGAAUAUUUGCACAAUUUACUGGAUUCUAAUGAUGUAUUCAAAGUAUUAAACUUCCAAAUAGGCUCUGCGAAAUAUAGAAUAUUACCAUCUAAUCCUAAUCUAAGCACAGCACAAUUCUCACCACAUGUUUUACAAGGACAGAUCUCUAAGAUGUUUGGAAAAAUGAAACCAACAUCAAUAACAGGUGAAGAACAUGGUUAUAGUUUGGAAAAUGGCCAGGAAUCAUUAGAAGCUGUAUCCUCCCCCAUAAAAGAGAACUUACCAGAAAAUGGAUCUUCUACCCCAGUCAGACGAGUGCUUGAUGAUCCAAAAAUUCUCAAAAACUUUGGAACAGGAAAGGAGUGUGACACUGAUAAUGGAAGAAAGAAGUGUGACACUAAGUAUAUAGAAAAGGACUGGAAGUGGGGCACGUAUUAUGGAAGAAAGGAGUGUGACACUGAUUAUGAAAAGAAGGAGUGUGACAAUGAUUAUGGAAGAAAGGAGUGUGACACUGAUUAUGGAAGAAAGGAGUGUGACACUAAGUAUGAAGAAAAGGACUGGCAGUGGGGCACGGAUUAUGGAAGAAAAAAGUGUGACACUGAUUAUGGAAGAAAGGAGUGUGACACUGAUUACGAAAAGAAGGAGUGUGACAAUGAUUAUGGAAGAAAGGAGUGUGACACUAAGCAUAUGAAAAAGGACUGGCAAUGGGGCAGUGAUUAUGGAAGAAAGGAGUGUGACACUGAUUACGAAAAGAAGGAGUGUGACAAUGAUUAUGGAAAGAAGGAGUGUAACACUGAUUAUGAAAAGAGGGACUGUGACACUGAUUAUGGAAGAAAGGAGUGUGACACUGAUUAUGGAAGAAAGGAGUGUGACACUGAUUAUGAAAAGAAAGAGUGUGACAAUGAUUAUGAAAAGAAGGAGUGUGACACUAAGUUUAUAGAAAAGGACUGGAAGUGGGGCACUGAUUAUGGAAGAAAGGAGAGUGACACGGGUUAUGGAAGAAAGGAGUGUGACACUGAUUAUGGAAGAAAGGAGUGUGACACUAAGUAUGUAGAAAAGGACUGGCAGUGGGGCAGUGAUUAUGGAAGAAAGGAGUGUGACACUAAGUAUGUAGAAAAGGACUGGAAGUGGGGCACUGAUUAUGGAAGAAAGGAGAGUGACACGGGUUAUGGAAGAAAAGAGUGUGACACUGAUUAUGGAAGAAAGGAAUGUUACACUGAUUACGAAAAGAAGGAGUGUGACACUGAUUAUGGAAGAAAGGAGUGUUACACUAAGUAUAUAGAAAAGGACUGGCAGUGGGGCACUGAUUAUGGAAGAAAGGAGUGUGACACUAAUUAUGGAAGAAAGGAGUGUGACACUGAUUACGAAAAGAAGGAGUGUGACAAUGAUUAUGGAAGAAAGGAGUGUGACAAUGAAAAUGGAAGAAAGGAGUGUGACACUAAGUAUAUAGAAAAGGACUGGCAGUGGGGCACUGAUUAUGGAGGAAAGGAGUGUGACACUGAUUAUGAAAAGGAGUGUCAAACGGAUUAUGAAAAGAAGGAGUGUAACACUGAUUAUGAAAAGAAGGAGUGUGACACUAAGUAUAUAGAAAAGGACUGGCAUUGGGGCACUGAUUAUGGAAGAAAGGAAUGUUACACUGAUUAUGAAAAGGAGUGUGAUACGGAUUAUGAAAAGAAGGAGUGUAACACUGAUUACGAAAAGAAGGAGUGUGACAAUGAUUAUGGAAGAAAGGAGUGUGACACUGAGUAUAUAGAAAAGGACUGGAAGUGGGGCACUGAUUAUGGAAGAAAAGAAUGUGACACUGAUUAUGAAAAGAAGGAGUGUGACACUGAUUAUGGAAGAAAGGAGUGUGACACUGAUUAUGAAAAGAAGGAGUGUGAUACUGAUUAUGAAAAGAAGGAGUGUGACACUAAGUAUAUAGAAAAGGACUGGAAGUGGGGCACUGAUUAUAGAAGAAAGGAGAGUGACACGGGUUAUGGAAGAAAGGAGUGUGACACUGAUUAUGGAAGAAAAGAGUGUGACACUAAGUAUGUAGAAAAGGACUGGCAGUGGGGCAGUGAUUAUGGAAGAAAGGAGUGUGACACUAAGUAUGUAGAAAAGGACUGGCAGUGGGGCAGUGAUUAUGGAAGAAAGGAGUGUGACACUGAUUUUGGAAGAAAGGAGUGUGACACUAAGUAUAUAGAAAAGGACUGGCAGUGGGGCAGUGAUUAUAGAAGAAAGGAGUGUGACAAUGAUUAUGGAAGAAAGGAGUGUGACACUAAGUAUGUAGAAAAGGACUGGCAGUGGGGCAGUGAUAAUGGAAGAAAGGAGUGUGACACUGAUUAUGGAAGAAAGGAGUGUGACACUAAGUAUAUAGAAAAGGACUGGAAGUGGGGUAGUGAUUAUGGAAGAAAGGAGUGUGACACUAAGUAUAUAGAAAAGGACUGGAAUUGGGGCACUGAUUAUGGAAGAAAGGAGUGUUGCACUAAUUACGAAAAGAAGGAGUGUGACAAUGAUUAUGGAAGAAAGGAGUGUGACACUAAGUAUGUAGAAAAGGACUGGCAGUGGGGCAGUGAUUAUUUAAGAAAGGAGCGUGACACUGAUUACGAAAAGAAGGAGUUUAACACUGAUUAUGGAAGAAAGGAGAGUGACACUGAUUAUGAAAGAAAGGAGUGUGACACUGAUUAUAAAAGGAAGGACUGUGACCCCGAUUACGAAAAGAAGGACUGUGACACUGAUUAUGGAAGAAAGGAGUGUGACACUGAUUAUGGAAGAAAGGAGUGUGACACUGAUUACGAAAAGAAGGAGUGUGACAAUGAUUAUGGAAGAAAGGAGUGUGACACUGAUUAUGGAAGAAAGGAGUGUGACACUAAGUAUAUAGAAAAGGACUGGCAGUGGGGCACUAAUUAUGGAAGAAAGGAGUGUGACACUGAUUAUGAAAAGGAGUGUGACACUGAUUAUGGAAGAAAGGAGUGUGACACUGAUUAUGAAAAGAAGGAGUGUGGCACUAAGUAUAUAGAAAAGGACUGGCAGUGUUGCACUGAUUAUGGAAGAAAGGAGUUUAACACUGAUUAUGAAAGAAAGGAGUGUGACACUGAUUAUAAAAGGAAGGACUGUGACACCGAUUACGAAAAGAAGGACUGUGACACUGAUUACGAAAAGAAGGAGUGUGACAAUGAUUAUGGAAGAAAGGAGUGUGGCACUGAUUAUGGAAGAAAGGAGUGUGACACUAAGUAUAUAGAAAAGGACUGGCAGUGGGGCACUAAUUAUGGAAGAAAGGAGUGUGACACUGAUUAUGAAAAGAAGGAGUGUGACACUGAUUAUGAAAAGAAGGAGUGUGACACUAAGUAUAUAGAAAAGGACUGGCAGUGUUGCACUGAUUAUGGAAGAAAGGAGUUUAACACUGAUUAUGAAAGAAAGUAG
Saccostrea cuccullata (small rock oyster) is the source of this 3531-nucleotide messenger RNA. RefSeq lists its product as uncharacterized. The record is from RefSeq and is a predicted model, not a curated record. Lineage: Eukaryota; Metazoa; Mollusca; Bivalvia; Ostreida; Ostreidae. The transcript has 2 exons. The coding region runs from base 1 to 3531 and encodes 1176 amino acids.